GUCGACUGAGCUCACACAACACAGCACCACAACCACUCUUGCCUCCUCCCUCUUUCUCUCUUCUCUUGUCCUCGUGUCGCUGUCCACGUCCGCCAUCACCACCACACCACUAACACCACCACCACCACCACAAUCUCUUUCUCCUCCUCUCUGUCUGUGUCAGAAGGAUACCCACUUGAGUGGCCCAUCGCAAAAAGCGUUGCAUGCACGCACGCGCACCCACGCAGACACAGCCUCUCAGCGAAACCCUCAAUCAAGUGAUGCUGCCUUCCUCCAACCGCAAGCGCAUCUCAAGUCCAACCCCCUUUGCUUCCCCAGCCAAGGAUCACACAACCAGCAAAAUGGACCCGGCAUCGCUGCUCCCGUGCCCAUCCCCGCCGGCCAAGCGCAUGCUGCGCCUGCACCACGACGACCGUGUCACGGACGACGAUGAGUACGUCCGCCCCGCCCCUCGCGCCCACGCCCGCGCCAGCCCCGCGGCUCGCCCCAUGUGGCGCCCAGCACGCAGCGCCUCCACAGCGACCGGCCUCGCCGCAGACUGCGACUGCGCAGCCGGCACCACGUCCCUUGGCCCUCGCCACGACGUGUCUGCCCCCGCGUCUGCCUGCCUGCCGGCUUCUCGCGGCCGUGCCUCCAGCUUUGACAACGGCUCCAGCCACGCCAGCACAUACCAGCCCCGCUCCCCAUUCUUCUGCGCCAGCGCUGCCACGACCAGCACCAGCAGCAGCAGCAGCAGCCUCGACGUGCCCCACUUCCCCUUUCCCUCCCCUCCACCGACAACAAGCCAUUCAGGCGCCGCCCCUUGCACCACCACCAGUGCUACAAGCAGCACUGGCCCGACGCUCUCCGUGUCCUCGACGGCGUGCAAGUCGCCAAGCCCGCGCCGUGUGAGUCGUGGCCUCUCCUUCUCCUCCCCUCACCGCGCCCACACCGCGACGCCCAUCACCACCCCGCUCGCCAGCAUGACCUCUGCCAGCUCCCUCGACCUUGGCGCCGUCGCCUCGGCAUCCUCGUCCAUGGACAUGCGCUGCGACGACGACGACGACGAAGAUGACGAGGAGGAGGGCCGUGGCAGUGACGCCGAGGCCACCGCCAUGGACACGGUCGUCGCCGCCCACGGGCAUGCAUGCAUGCACGCCCAACAGCACAGCAGCCACCACCACCACCACCACCACCAGCAGCCGCACCGCCACGUCUCCACGGGCAGCAGCCGAAGCAGCUGGCAGCCGGAGGACCCGUUCAGCUCUGCCAGCAGCACGCGCCGCAACAGCCUCACCUCGCCCAACAUGCUGUCCGGCGCGCGCCAGGCCACGCUGGAUCUGCCACAGCGCACAGCCACAGCCAGCGCGCCAACCACGCCCCCUCGCCCGCUGCUCCUGCAUCGCCGCACCUCCUCCACAGCCAGCCCCACGGCCCAAGCCGGCGCACACCAGGGCCAGCAAGCCUCCCCGUCUGCCCACGGCAAGCCCACGCUGUCGCGGCCCAAGCCCCGCUUCAACCUGCCCACGUCCCCAUCGAUGCCCUCGUCGCCCUCGCUGUCGCCGCGCCACCACGCGCGCCUCAUGCUGCCGACAUCGCCGUCGUCGUGCCCAACAACGCCGGAGCCAAAGAGCCGCCGCUUCUCCCUGCUGGAGCGCAGGCGGGAGCGCGCCAUGAGCUGGACGGAGAACGGGCGCCGGCCGUGCAUGAGCCCAGACCUCAUGCGCACGGGCAGCCUGCAGCUCAACGUCCCUGUCAGCGACAUCAACGCCGUGCACAACGACGAGGACACGCGCGUGGACAACAUGCGCGGUGACCGCGUGGAUGCCCUCUUUGAUGCCGCGCUUGCGGUUGGCGAGGAGGAGGCCGCCAAGCAGCUCGACGCCUCGUUCUCAAAGGACGACGCAUAGGGCGCCAUUGCCCCGAGCUUGCUCUUGGCCCCUCCCCCCCCCUAAUCUCUUGCUCGCGUGUGUACAGUAUAUACUCUUUGUAUGUAUGUGGAGCUGUGUUAUGUAUGCGAACCACGCACCGCAUUUGUCCAUCGUUUUGUCAUUCUCCCCUGUGCGCUCCUCCCUCUUGUGUGCUUGCAUGCACGCACGACUUGCAGCAGUUACCUGCGGCGCCGUUCACUCGUUCACAUCGCCAUCCUCUUUGUGUCCCUUGCUUUUCGUUUUCGUGGUGUCUUGAUGUUGGUUAUUCUGUGUUGUGUGUCAUCACAUCAUCAUUAGCACCACGUUGAUGGCGAUGCCAUGCUGAUGCUUGUCAUGAGGCGCUCCUUUGCUCUUGCACGUGCUCUGCAGCACACCACUCUCCUCGCUCUCGCUUUCUUUAUCUCCCUUAUCUUCAUUGUGUCCCCUCGAGCGCUAUCGUUUGUGCGUGGACACACUUUGUCUUGCUCUGUCUUGCUCUCUAUCUAGCGACCCACAUGCCACAUGGAUGAGUGUACACAUGUCCUCAUGUAUUUGUGUUUCUGGGAUGUGUUGAUGUGCGUGUCUUGGUCGCAUCUGUCAUCCCAGCUGCCUUCUUGCACCUUCCUGCGUUGCUGUCACCAGUCACCUGCCACUUGUCUCUCGCACACUCGCCACCUUUAUCUUCUUCUUCUUUUUCUUUGGCGCUGUGCGCCACUAUUGUGUGUGCUCUCCCUCCUUCGCCUCUCUCAACUCGGAUCACCAGAAAGAUUUAUUUCUCCGCCGGCGUACAUACGAAGACAGUAAACAAGCAC
Molecule: messenger RNA, 2701 nt
Organism: Salpingoeca rosetta
Lineage: Eukaryota; Choanoflagellata; Craspedida; Salpingoecidae
Exons: 1
Coding region: 204-1889 (561 amino acids)
Source: RefSeq, a predicted model, not a curated record